Molecule: messenger RNA, 1433 nt
Organism: Helianthus annuus (common sunflower)
Lineage: Eukaryota; Viridiplantae; Streptophyta; Magnoliopsida; Asterales; Asteraceae
Product: probable aquaporin TIP5-1
Exons: 3
Coding region: 587-1360 (257 amino acids)
Biological process (GO): water transport; transmembrane transport
Cellular component (GO): membrane
Molecular function (GO): water channel activity
Source: RefSeq, a predicted model, not a curated record
UUACCUAUGUCCUACAUGAUCGGAAGUAAAAUAUGUAGCUGUAAAUACAUUUUAGCUGGUUCAUGACGGGUUUGUGAACGGUCGCAUAUUAAUGCAGAGCGGAAGCAUAUACAUUUGGAUAUGUUGUUUUAAGACGGUAUUAAAACAAUCCAAUCGAGAAAAUAGUUUCCGAAAGUUAAAACAUGUUUAUAAACUUUGAAAACAAUAAAUAUAAACAUACUAACUAACAUCUUCUAAAAAGUACUUUAUGUCUAAAUAAUGUUUUUAACGGUAAAAUUUGGAUCACCGAUAAACCACUAGAGUAUCAUCAGUCGAAGCACCUGAUUAUAUCAAAUUAUCUAAAUACUAAAUAAUGUAACAUUGGAUCAGAAAAUAAAAUACACAUGUGAUCAAACGAUUAAAUAAAAAAAUGAAUUAAAGAAAAAGCAUAAACCGUAAAAUAAAAUCAAACCAAUCACAUAAAGCCACGUGCACAAGGCGGUUAAAUUUCAAAAAAAAUAUUCAUAAAACCGGUAAAAACCGCUUAUAGCAUUUUCACAAAUUGGCUAAAAACGAUCUUAACUGUUUCUUCUUCAAUUGAACAUCAAUGGCGUCUCUGACUCUGAGAGACAGAUUCCAACACGCGAUCACUCCGGCCGCCUUUCGAUCAUACCUCGCAGAGUUUCUCUCCACCUUCUUCUUCGUCUUUGCCGCCACCGGAUCCACCAUGUCUUCAAGGAAGAUGAUACCUGAAGCGCCAAUGGUUGUUGACCCGUGUGGUUUGCUAGCCACAGCGAUUGCGACCGCCUUUGCAUUGUCAGCGGCAGUUUAUGUAGCGGUUAAUGUCUCCGGUGGCCAUUUAAAUCCCGCGGUGACGUUUGGAAUGGCGGUGGGAGGACAUAUUAGUAUUCCGCUCGCGAUGUUUUACUGGAUUUCUCAAAUGCUUGGAUCUGUUUUCGCGUGUCUGCUAUUGAAACUCAUGACUAUAACUGAGAAUGUUCCGGUGCACGGUAUUCCAGACGAAAUGACGGGAUUCGGAGCGGCGAUACUAGAAGGCGCGAUGACAUUUGCGUUGGUGUACACUUUUUAUGCUACUGGAGAUCCAAGACGAGGUGCAUUUGGUACAAUUGGGCCGUUGAUGAUUGGGUUUAUAGCGGGAGCCAAUGUGUUGGCUUCAGGCCCAUUUACUGGUGGGUCAAUGAACCCAGCAUACUCGUUUGGGUCGGGUAUGGUUGGAGGAAGUUUUAAAAACCAAGCGGUUUACUGGGUCGGACCGUUGAUUGGAGCAGCCGUUGCGGGUGUUGUGUAUGAUAAUGUGGUGUUUCCUGCUCAAACGCCUGAGGAUGCGAUCCGCGGAGUUACAGAUGGGAUUGGUGUUUAAGUUUUGCUAAAUACUAUAUUGACUCUUCAUGACCCAAUUGUGUGUAACUUUUAUUCUGAUUAAUUAUGUAAGA